CGACGUGUCAGUUGCAUUUGUUGACAAUUUUGUUUGGUCUGGUUCGUGUGCCAGUUUCGGAAGGAACUUGUGGAAAAGGAAAUUCAGGGAAAGCUGCUACAUUUUGCGAUACAUUCUCCAGCGAAAGGCAUCCUGAGCUAGCCUUUAUUAGCUAGACGUAGAUUAUAGACAACUCACUCAGAGAACUUGUGCAACGAUGGCAGCCUCUAAGGUAACAUUCAAGAUUACACUCACCUCCGACCCGAAGCUGCCGUUCAAGGUGCUAAGCGUUCCGGAAGCGACACCCUUCACGGCGGUUCUAAAAUUCGCGGCGGAAGAGUUCAAAGUGCCCCCAGCGACGAGUGCCAUCAUUACGGACGAUGGUAUCGGCAUCAACCCGCAGCAGACGGCUGGCACCGUGUUCCUCAAGCACGGUUCCGAGCUUCGGUUAAUUCCCCGCGAUCGUGUCGGAUGCCGUUGCUAGUGACCGCGAUAGUUUCCGUUUCAGUGUCCACUGCUACUUCGAUAGGAAUGGGUUCCGUUUCAUCCGUACUGCUGCUACCAACGCAAUGUGAUACGCAACAACGCAAAACAUCCAGCGUACCGCGGUGUCCGCUUUGUGCGCAGAAGCAUUUUUAUUAAUCGUUGUUCUGUUCUAUUUUUGCUGUGUCGAUUGAAAUAAAUAUUUUCUCUCCAUAAAAGAGUAACGCG
Molecule: messenger RNA, 690 nt
Organism: Anopheles coluzzii
Lineage: Eukaryota; Metazoa; Arthropoda; Insecta; Diptera; Culicidae
Gene: Ufm1
Product: ubiquitin-fold modifier 1
Exons: 3
Coding region: 197-463 (88 amino acids)
Biological process (GO): protein K69-linked ufmylation
Cellular component (GO): cytoplasm; nucleus
Source: RefSeq, a predicted model, not a curated record